AGGCUGCAAUCACAUUCCAGUGCGUUAUGGUCAGAGAUCCCGGGGGCUCCCUCUUCUGGAUUCGCCUCUGGUUUCGGGGCUCAGGUGAUGUGCAGGGAGGUAGUCUGCCUUCUCCUAAUCGGUGCUGUGUUGGUAACUGCCGGUGUGUGAGAGCAGAGUGGGGCUGCAGGCUGUGCCAAAGCUCAAUAUGGGGGAUGUGACACUUAUGACAAGUCCCCGGAUAUCCAAAACAUCUAUAGACCUUCCCCAUGCACAGUUGUCUCUGCCCACGGCAGCACCAGCCUUCACCCUGCCACCGAGGAACUGCCGCGUGUCCGUCGGAAGCACCGCCAGGUUUGAUGUCAAGGUUAAUGGACGCCCGGACCCGUGGGUCACCUGGUACAGAAAUUCGCAGCCUGUGCAAAACAGUGAUCGAUGUAAAGUGGAGCAGGGAAUCCGGGGCAAUUUCUCCCUUGUGAUCAAAAAUACCACUGAAGGUGACAGUGGCAAGUACACGUGUGAGGCUGUCAAUGAUGGCGGUGUCCGACAGGUGACAGUAGAACUUACUGUUGAAGGUAGUUCUGCAAUGAAAUACAGCCUGCCUUCCAACACAAGGACUCUGGGUGGUCACUCUUCAGUUCCUCCAGUAGAAAACCGUCCAAGUAUUUGGGGUGACAGUCCUCCCAGAUUCAUUACUAAGCCGGCUCGCAUGGUUGUGAGAGAGGGUCAGACAGGUCGGUUCUCCUGCAAGAUAACAGGAAGACCCCAGCCGGAGGUUACUUGGUACAAGGAAAAUGAUGAGAUGCAUCCAGGGGAACGCUACACCAUAACUGAGAAAUCGGGAUUUCAUUUCCUUGAGAUAUAUGGAGUGGGUGUGGCCGACGCAGGAACAUACACCUGCUCCGUGUCAAACUGCUCUGGGAAAACCUCUGUGUCAGCAGAACUUGUUGUUCAAGGUUCUGAAAAGAUGGAUGGUGGCUCUCUGAGGGUUGGAGGCAACAUCAUUCCCACAACUAGAACCAUUGAAUCCAAAUCUGUGACCACGAAUGGCCUUAACGAAAGAGGAAAAUUAUCAAGUUCAGGAUUCUCCUCUGGAACUAAAGUUUUGCACAAAGAGAAAGUGGACAUGUCUCCGACAGGGAACACUGAUACGCCUUCCAAAAAGAUUGUGCCCAUUUCCAACAAAGACCCAUCUUCUCCCUUUCAGACCAUGUCCAACAGUUUUUCCUCAGAUCUUUCCAGAGGAUCCAGCAGUACUUCCCCUUGCCUCCCAGCACACAACACAAAGCAAGACAAGGAUUCCCAGGUCUCCUCUAUAACCUCACGUUACACAUCCACUAUCGAAUCAAAAGUUAGAUUUCCUAAAGAGACUCCCCCUGUUGUCCAUUCCACAUCAAUAGUGCCUUUCCCUGGCAAACAGACAUCCUCCCAAUCCCCCAUAGAAUUAUACCCUGUUUCCAUUACAAAGACAAACCCUGUGGCUUUGCGACAGUCUAGUAACAUUGACUCUAAAAUAAAGAUGUUUUCAUCAAAAGAUAAAACAAACACAAAAGAGCCAUCUGUUCUUGGUGCAUCUGUACUGGACUCAAAGACGAGGAAUGUUCCAUUGAAAGGACCUGAAAAUAUUUUCCAGAAAGAGCCACAGUCCCUCAAGGAACCCACCCAGGAAUAUUUAAAAGCAUCAAGGUCUGACCAAAUUCUUUCAGAUGUAUCUGAUGGUUUGUCUUUCACACCUUCCAAAAAGUUAUCUUCUAUAACAAACAAAGAGACUCCUCUCUUGUCACCAAAGGAACGAAUAGUUGAGCCCACUAUAAAAUCAACUUGCAGUACCUCUAAGGACACACAUUCAGUGUCAAUGGCUACUGGGUAUCCAACUUCCAGACAUGACAUGACUAAAGAGACCCAUUCAAAUGUUAUAACACAUGUCCCAUCUAGACAGGUAACUAACGUGACCCUCAGUGAGAGCUUGAAGCCACAGAAGACCUCAGAACUUAGUUCUACAAAGACGUUUACCAAAUCUAGAGAAUCUGAAUCUAGAACCUAUGGUACUAAAAGCAGCAUCCUGUCUGAAUCAAGUAAUUUGCAUCACCCUGAUAGCACGCAACAUACGGCUGAGCCUUCUCCAGAUGGUGGGGAGAUAAAAUGGCAGAAGACAACCUCCAGUACCAUCACCCUGAAGUCUAUCAAGUUAGAAACCCAGCCAAAGUCUAGCAUUAGUCAUGGUGAGAGGAGGCAGAAGGAUGGGAAACAGGAAUCACUUCCCUUGAGCCAAGAUGGGUUUCAUUCACGCCCCAAGGUGUCAGACACAAGAGAAACCUUGAACAAAAGCCUUGGAACAGUACCCAGCUUUGACCUGAGUCCCUCAAGCCAAGAAGUGCUGGAGGGCAGUGAAGUAAUAUUCAGGUGUAAAGUUUCAGGAGAUCCCAGACCACGGGUCGAGUGGUACAAAGAUAAUUCCGUGCUGGGGGAGAGGGACGGUGUGCGUAUCAGGGAAGGAGCUUGGAUUCACUCUCUGCACUUGCUGAAGACACAGACAGGAGACAGUGGAAAUUACAGCUGUGAAAUCUCCAACACGAGAGGGCAGGCGGCUCAUAGUUGGACCCUGAGCGUCAAGCGGAGCAAGAUGGAAGAGGUUGUGCCUUGUUUUGUCCACAAGCUAAAGGGCUGCUCCGUUAUGGAAGGGGAAGAUUUUGUGUUGGAGUGUUCGGUUGAGGGGCAACCUGCUCCUGAGAUAAUUUGGCUGCUGAAUGACCAACCCAUCCAGUAUGCCCACUCUUCAUAUGAAGAUGGGGUGGCAAAGCUGCGGGUUCAAGAUGCCCUGCCAGAGGAUGAGGGAGUCUAUAUGUGCCUGGCGCAGAACAGCAGUGGAAAGGUGUCCUGCUCUGCAACAGUCACUGUGACUGAAAAGAAAGCUGUGGAAGAGCAAGGGGCCAGCCGAGAGCCUAAGAGCUGCGCUCCUGUUUUCAUAAAGUCCCUAACUGAUCUGCAGGUUAUGGAUGGAAGUCAAGUUGUAAUGACAGUGGAAGUGUCAGGGAACCCCCCUGCUGAGAUCCUUUGGUUCCAUAACGGAAAAGACAUUCAGGAGACGGAAGAUUUUCAUUUUGAGCAGAGUGGUAACGAGCACCGUCUGUGCAUCCAAGAAGUCUUCCCUGAGGACACAGGAACCUACACAUGCAAAGCAUGGAAUAGCUUGGGACAAGCUACAACUGAGUCUACCUUAACUGUACAAGAGCCACAGGAAGGAAUCCAGCCAUGGUUUAUCAGCAAACCAAAAUGCACAAGUGCUUCAAUGGGGCAGAAUGUAGUCCUGUCCUGUGCCAUUGCUGGGGAUCCUUUCCCGCAAGUACAGUGGCUGAAAGAUGGUCAUGUGCUUCCCCCCAGCAAGAUCCUGCAGAGUGAUGAUGUCUUCACACUUAUCCUCAGAAACGUCCAGCAGAAUGAUGGCGGCCACUAUGAGAUCAAGCUGAAGAACGCGGUGGGAGAAUGCAGCUGCCAGGUUUCUCUGAUGGUCGAGGGAAGCUCUGGGGGUCACUCUCAUACACAGCAGAGGGAGCAGCUGUGCUUUUCCGAGAGGGAUGGAUGGGACGAGGAGGAUGCACUGAGUCUUGGCACGAGAACUGAAGAGGAUCAGGAGAUUAUUCGAGGGGUGCUCAAGAGGAGAGUUGAGGUCAAGGAAAGCUCAGAGGAGAAACUCAGGCAGCAGGAGGUGGAACAAGUUGACUUCCGCAGGGUUUUGGGGAAAAAGGUGAGCACAAGGAGUGUUUCUGAGGAGGAUUUGAAGGAUAUCCCACCAGAGCAGAUGGACUUCCGAGCCAACCUCCAGAGGCAGGUGAAACCUAAGGCCCUGUCCGAGGAUGAACGCAAGGUCAAUAGCCCACAGCAGGUGGACUUCCGUUCUGUGCUGGGCAAGAAGCCAUCAACUCCCAAAACCCCUCUUCCAGAGAAGGUGAUUACCAAGGUUGCAACUCCUGACUUCAGGUCUGUCCUAGGUGCUAAGAAAAAGGUGCCCACUGAGAAUGGAAGUCCUAACAAUGUUGCACAUGAGAAUGCAAAGCCUGUGGUCAUGGGGGGUAAAUCAGAGGUGAAUUGCUGCCCAGUAGUGGAUGGGGAGGUAGGCAAGAAUAGUGUCUCAGGUACAGCCAAGAGUAGUGUUCCAAGUGUAACCAAGAACAGUGCCCCAAAUGCAGCCAAAACCAGUGUUCCAAGUGCAGAUAAGACCAGUGUCCAAGGUGUGGACAAGACCAGCACUCCAGGUGCAACCAAGACCAUUGCCCCAAAUGCAUCCAAGACCAUUGCCCCAAGCGUGGAAAAGGCCAUUGCCCCAAGUGCAGAAAAGACCAUUGCCCCAAGUGCGGAAAAGACCAUUUCCCCAAGGGCGGAAAAGACCAUUGCCCCAAGUGCAGAAAAGACCAUUGCCCCAAGUGCGGAAAAGACCAUUGCCCCAAGUGCGGAAAAGACCAUUGCUCCAAGUGCGGGAAAGACCAUUGCCCCAAGUUUGGAAAAAGCCAUUGCCCCAAGUGUGGACAAGACCAUUGCCCCAAGUGCGGAAAAGACCAUUGCCCCAAGUGCGGGAAAUACCAUUUCCCCAAGUGUGGAAAAGACCAUUGCCCCAAGUGCGGGAAAGACCAUUGCCCCAAGUGCGGGAAAGACCAUUGCCCCAAGUGCGGAAAAGACCAUUGCCCCAAGUGGGGACAAGGACAGUGCCCCAAGUGGGGACAAGGACAGUGCCCCAAGUACAGCCACAAAACCAGAGUUUUUGGAGGUAUUGCAGGAUGUACAUGUUACUGAUGGGGAAAAGCUGGUGUUACAGUGCCAAGUCAAAUCUGAACUACCGCCAACUAUCACAUGGACUCUGGACGGAAAAGUCAUCAAAUCCUCCAAGUACAUUGUACUGUCCCAAGAAGGGUCUCUGUGUUCCCUCAGCAUCGAGAAGACCUUUCCAGAAGAUGAGGGCCAGUACCUGUGUGUAGCAGAGAAUUCAGCCGGGAAGGCAGAUUGCUCCUGUAAUGUCACAGUAGAAGAUACCUCUGGCAACAAGGGGAUUAAGAAGAGUAAGAAACCCAGAAGCAAUGCUCCUCUCUCCAACGCAACAGAAAAUGAAGCUACUAUUAAGAAGAAGCCAGCUCCGAAGACCCCUCCUAAAGCAGCAUCUGCCCCUCAGAUUCUUCAGUUCCCGGAAGAUAGAAAGGUUAAAGCAGGGGAGUCUGUUGAACUUAUGUGCAAGGUGGCAGGGACCCAGCCCAUUACCUGCAUGUGGAUGAAGUUCAGGAAAGAGAUUAAAGAAAGCGAAUUUAUCAAGAUUGAGAACACAGAAGAGACCAGUAAGCUGACAAUUUCCUCGGCCCGCCAGGAGCACUGCGGCUGCUACACGCUGGUGGCUGAGAACAAACAAGGCAGCAAACAAGCACAAGUUAACUUGACUGUGUUUGAUAAGCCUGACCCACCUGCUGGGGUGCCCUGUGCCUCUGUUAUGAAGAAUUUAGCUCUCACCUUGUCAUGGUAUGGCCCCACAUACGAUGGUGGCAGUGUGGUUGAGUCCUACACGGUGGAGAUCUGGGAUUCCGUGGACAAGGUCUGGACAGAUCUGACCUCCUGCCGCAGCACCUCCUUCAACUUGGAGAAUUUAUUGCAGGACAGAGAAUACAAGUUCCGUGUCCGGGCCACCAACAUUCAUGGCACCAGCGAACCCAGCCAGGAGUCAGAACCAGUUACCUGCAAGGAGAAGGAAGAAGAACAUAAAGAAGAAGAGGCAGAAGUUUCAGAUGAGGAGAAGGAAUCUGAGCCAGAAUAUAGGGAUGUCACUCUCAACACCACCGAGAAGGUGACAGAGUAUUACGAUGUGGAAGAGAGACUGGGCACGGGCAAGUUCGGACAAGUAUUCAAAAUUGUAGAGAAGAAGAGUAAGAAAAUCUAUGCCGGGAAAUUCUUUAAAGCCUAUUCUGCCAAAGACAAGGAGGGGAUCAGGCAGGAGAUUGCCAUCAUGAACUGCCUGCAUCACCCCAAACUCGUUCAGUGUUUUGCUGCCUUUGAGGCCAAGGCUGACAUGGUGAUGGUCCUUGAACUGGUCUCAGGUGGGGAGCUCUUCGAGCGAAUCAUUGAUGAGGAUUUUGAGCUGACAGAACGAGAGGUGAUUAAGUACAUGAAGCAAAUCUCCGAUGGGGUCGAGUUCAUCCACAAACAGGGAAUUGUACACCUCGACCUGAAACCAGAGAACAUCAUGUGUGUCAAUAAGACAGGGACCAAAAUCAAACUCAUUGACUUCGGUCUCGCCCGGAGAUUAGAGAGCUGCCCAAACCUCAAAGUGCUUUUUGGAACCCCUGAAUUUGUAGCCCCUGAAGUCAUAAACUAUGAGCCCAUUGGUUACUCCACUGACAUGUGGAGCAUUGGCGUCAUCUGCUACAUCCUGGUUAGUGGACUUUCUCCAUUCAUGGGGGAUAAUGACAAUGAAACGCUGGCAAAUGUAACUUCAGCCACUUGGGACUUUGAUGAUGAAGCUUUUGAUGAAAUAUCUGAAGAUGCCAAAAACUUUAUCAGCAGUUUGUUGAAGAAGGACAUGAAGAAACGGCUGAACUGCACCCAGUGUCUCCAGCAUCCAUGGCUGCAGCAGGACACUGCUACAAUGGAGGCCAAGAAACUCUCAAAAGAGAGGAUGAAGAAAUAUAUGGCUCGGAGGAAAUGGCAGAAAACUGGGCAUGCGGUGAGGGCAAUCGGACGUCUCUCUUCUAUGGCCAUGAUCUCUGGGUUAAGUGGCAGGAAGUCAUCAGGCAGUGCCCCAACCAGUCCUCUGUCUGCAGAGCUAGAAACCACUGAAGAAGACAAUCAGGCUUUCCUGGAAUCUGUGACAGAGGAAAAACCCCCUGCAAAACCUUUCUUCACAAAGACUAUUCUGGAUAUUGAAGUUGUGGAAGGCAGCGCCGCUAGGUUUGACUGCAGGAUUGAAGGUCACCCGGACCCAGAGGUGAUUUGGUACAAGGAUGAACUGCCAAUCAAAGAAUCUCGCCACUUCCAGAUAGAUUAUGAUGAGGAUGGCAAUUGCUCCCUUACUAUUUCGGAGGUAUGUGGCGAUGAUGAUGCCAAGUACACCUGCAAAGCCGUCAACAGCCAGGGGGAGGCGACCUGCACUGCUGAGCUCAUUGUGGAGGUAAUGGCAGAGGAACAAGAGGAGGAAGAAGAAGAAGAAGAAGAAGAGGAAGAAGAGUAAACAAGGACUCCACCUGGAGCAUUAACAGCACCCCACACAGGGAAUUCAACCUUUCAGUCCCCAGAAAGACAUUUCAUUUUUUUUUUCCAUAACAAAAGUGAUGUGAUAACAUUUCUAUGUAGAUAUCACUAUUUGGAGCUUAGAUUCUCAGCCCGAUACAAUGAGAUGCAGGGGCAUUACCAAAGCUCAGCCGUAAAUUCCAGAAUGCCGGAACUCGGCUGUUCUGCGCCUGUGGCAGAUUCCCCAGGUCUAAUUGGAGACUGACAUGACACGACAGAAACUUGCUGGAUCUCCAGGGCCUUCUCUGCACUUACUAGAUAUGGUCCAGGACAGGGGGAUAGUGGGGGGAUGAGUGUGAGUAUUUAAGAAGUUUUGAAUGUCUGAGAGCCCUAAUGAGACAGCAGAGCACAGAAGAGCAUUACUGAAACAUAACAAGGCCAUUAGGGCAGACGGAUGUAACUUUCCCAUAGGUACUUUAGUACUACAGAUUUAGUACUGAUGCCUUAACACUUGAACUCCUUACACAGGACACACCUUUGGUUUCUAGAUGCCCCAUAAUAGAAAGCAGUGAGAGUCAUUAUUCCAUGAAUAGGGUUAGAGUUUCCCUGUUAGGAAUAUAAUUCCCCAUGUAGAGUUCUUACUGCUGAUAACAAGGAAGGUUCUGUCAUUUAUGGGUGAUGCUUGUAAAACUGCAUUCUGUCCCUUUAAACACAAACCAAAUUAGAUCCCAAAGGCCGGCAUCACUCUAAAAGACCAAAGGGCCAAGCUGAAAGAUGUCAGACUCUUGGCUCGCCUUUGUCUCAAAUCAGAUUGGCUCUCUGAUAUUAUGAUGUCACAAUCUAGUCAUGAUUUGGGUAGAGAUCAGUAAUCAAGGCAAAAUGUUAUCCUCUAACAUUCAGAACCCUGGGGUGUAAGUGCAGAGGAAGCUCUGUAAGAUGAAGCAAUAAAUCCAACACUUUUUAUUCCAUGUGUGCAGCUCAAAUGAACCACUCUUUGGGUCUGUCAAUAUAACCAAGAACUUGGGGAAUGUUCUCUCUUCUUCUACGUGACGUGAGAUUCACAUUCAGAUUUUACUUCACAUUAUAAGCACUUUGUUUUCUUUAUUACCGAGGUCACGCCUGGCGUUGGGGGGGGGGGUGAGACGUUCCACUUGGCCUGUGUGCCAUGAUAAGUGUGUGCAUGUGUCUGUGUUGAUACGUGUGUCAGAAGCAUUGCCUGGGGGGGGCACUCUUCCUUUCACUACAAACUGUACAGUACCAGGAUGCUGGGAAUCUCAAGUGGGGGGGCAGAUUUAUUAGAGUGAUGGGAGUAAGAUCAGAAAGGUCUGUUGGAAUUUAACUCUCCAUUAUAGGCCACUUCCUUGUAAUAUUCCCACAACUGCACCCAAACCCAGCCAACAAAUCCUCAAAAUUGUGUUUUAUACUACAUACAGUACUUUUUAAAGGCCAAAAUUUAUAUUCUGUGAAAAGUGGUUUCCUCCAAACUAAGUAGGCUAUAAUUGACAUUUCCCUAUUUUAAUUUUAAAAAGACGUCGAUGAUUGUUGUGUGUGAAAGUGGAGCCCGAAGGCAAGCUCCAUUCAAUAUUUGUCCUAUAGAGCUGUUUAUUCUACUCUCCAGCCUUAUAUUUAUUGACUUGUCUGGUUGCUACGGUGCCAAUGACCCUUUUAGGCCUGAUAAAAAAAACAAGUUAAAUAUUAAAUAAAUAAUAUUAAAAUGUAACCUCUUCUUUCUGGUUGCUGCUGUUACUCACCCUAGCAGCAGGACAGCUGGAUGACAUUUGAGAGAACAGAAAGGCAAAUAAGACAAACAAACUGAUGAGAUAGCCAAACCCUUAGGUGAACUUCCACUUUAAAUGUGGCAUUGGGUUCCCAUGUAAGGGCAGUCCAAUAAGAAUCUUUAUUGAGUUCUUAGUAUUUUUAGCUAAUCUGACAUUUUUGGCCCCAGGUAAGAAUGAUCAUUUUUUAUACAGAUGGUUGGAUGUCGCCCCCAAGUGUAACCAGCUUGGUAGACAAGAGGUUAAACCCCAGUCUAAGGCAUAUUCUGCAUUAUUCCCCCCUGUCCCCUUGUGCAGAUACGCUCUGCCCCCACAGAAUGGACACGGUUCUGUAUAUGGAAAGGUUUUUACGUGUACAAAUGUCACUAGAUAGAAAUGCGCUCGCCUAUUAUUAUUAUUAUAAUUAUUAUGUGUUUUUCUGAUGUAUUUUAUUGAAAAUGCACAAUUCUUCCUUUUUUCUGUCAGUUUGUAUAAGAAUUUUGGGGAGACAAGAUGCGACUGAUGUAGUUGCUCACAUUAUAAGUAAAGGUAUCACACAGCAUGCUUUCUAUAA
Molecule: messenger RNA, 9507 nt
Organism: Xenopus laevis (African clawed frog)
Lineage: Eukaryota; Metazoa; Chordata; Amphibia; Anura; Pipidae
Gene: mylk.L
Product: myosin light chain kinase L homeolog
Exons: 32
Coding region: 188-7180 (2330 amino acids)
Cellular component (GO): cytoplasm
Molecular function (GO): kinase activity; ATP binding; protein serine/threonine kinase activity
Source: RefSeq, a predicted model, not a curated record